Messenger RNA from Aplosporella prunicola CBS 121167, 365 nucleotides. RefSeq lists its product as uncharacterized. Lineage: Eukaryota; Fungi; Ascomycota; Dothideomycetes; Botryosphaeriales; Aplosporellaceae. The transcript has a single exon. The annotation marks the transcript as partial. The record is from RefSeq and is a predicted model, not a curated record.
UCUCCCUCUAUCCGCCCCGCCAUUAUCCGCCCAGACAUCCAUCACUCCGGGCCUAGCAACCAACGCACCAAAUCGGCGGGUUGCUGGCGCGGCAAACCUACCUUGUCCAGCUCUCCCUUGCUUUUCUCCCUCUUCGCUUUCUUCGCCGCGGCCUUCUUCGCCUUCUUGUUGGCCUCAAGCUUCUUCUUCGCUCUCUUGGCCUUCCCCUUCUUCUGCUGGUUCUCGACGUACGCAAUGCGCAUGGCUUUGCGCACCUUGCAUGUCGUGCAUGUGCAGGUGGGGAGCGGUAUGCUGCGGGCCGCGAAGAGGGAUGCGGUUGCGAGGGACGCGGUGUGUGUGCAGGUUUGGGUGUUGAGGGUCGCCAU